Pieris napi is the source of this 2102-nucleotide messenger RNA. It is a transcript of the gene Rab26, whose product is annotated as ras-related protein Rab-37. Gene Ontology annotation, molecular function: GTP binding; GTPase activity. The transcript has 7 exons. The record is from RefSeq and is a predicted model, not a curated record. Bases 422 to 1162 code for a protein of 246 amino acids. Gene Ontology annotation, cellular component: synaptic vesicle; plasma membrane; dendritic spine. Lineage: Eukaryota; Metazoa; Arthropoda; Insecta; Lepidoptera; Pieridae. Gene Ontology annotation, biological process: Golgi vesicle fusion to target membrane; protein localization to plasma membrane; neurotransmitter receptor transport to postsynaptic membrane.
UACACAAGCACGCAUCAAUGAAACACGUUUUACGAUCACACACACUAGCACACUACGGAAUUUUCAACCCUAAUGUUGUCCUACAUUCAGGACAUAACCUCAAAAAAUGAUUCGGUUCGCGGAGAUCAGUUCUAGUGUUUCCGUCUUCUGUCACCAGAAUAUGUGAACCGCGUGUGACGUGUCUUCAGUUCAGCGUCAGUGACAGCCGGAAUGCACGCCCAGUCCGAUUUCGGCAAUUUAUGAUAGUGUCAACCAAAUGAGUUAUCAUCUCCUUUCGAAAGUUGGCGAUCAUCAUCACUACUUCAAGUUUGGAUGUCGCGCUUCUGAACAAUGACGUGCUUUGACCAAACCAUUGUCUAAGAUUCUUCAACCAAGAGCCUGCGGUCAGCUCCUACCGCCAGGCCUCCUUCUUCCUGCCACUAUGCCUUUUCAAAUGGGAACUGACGACAGCAUGAGCGACGAUGUGUUCGAAGACGAGUUGCGUGCGCCGACCCUACGGGCCACGCCCUCACCUACUGGCUACAGAGACUACCGGCCUGUCGAUUCACCGGCGCGCGCGCCUCACGACGAUGACAUUCCCAUACAUAAGACAAUAUUGCUCGGGGACAGCGGUGUCGGCAAAACCUCUCUGCUCGUUCAGUUUGAAACUGGUAAAUUUCAACCUGGGAAUUUCUCAGCGACCGUCGGUAUUGGAUUUACGAAUAAAGUAGUUGCUGUGGACGGAAUCAAAGUGAAGCUUCAGAUAUGGGACACAGCUGGACAAGAGCGCUUUCGUAGCGUCACACACGCCUAUUACAGAGACGCUCACGCCCUUCUUCUGCUCUACGAUGUGACAAAUAAAACCAGUUUUGACAACAUUCGCGCGUGGCUCGGCGAGAUAAGAGAGUACGCGCAAGACGAUGUCGUCAUAAUGCUUCUUGGAAACAAGUCGGACAGCGGCCUCGAGCGGGCGGUGAGGCGGGAGGAGGGACAGCGUUUGGCGCGAGAAUAUCAAGUCUCGUUUAUGGAGACAUCGGCAAAAACCGGGUUGAAUGUAGAAGCGGCGUUCGCUCAUGUUGCACGCGCUUUGGUCGUGAAAGCGGAUCCCGCUGACCCGGCGCGUCUGGCCGUGCGCGCGCAGCCCUCGCAAGAACAACGCUCUGGCUGCCCGCCGUGCUCUUAAGCGCCAAAUUUGAAAAUUUAAACGCGUUUAAAAAUGAUCCAGGACCAAGGUCGUAUUUUGUAAAUUGUUGUAUAAUAAAUAAAAUGAUUGCACAAAAUAUGCAUUUAUAUAAAACAUUGUACAGUCAGACCGGUUUAUAUUUCAUAUCUGUUAAUUUUACUUAAUCAAAUUAUAUAUGGCCUGUCAAGUAGUGAGAAUUCUAAGUAUCUAUUUUUUUCAGUUUACUGUCCUUUGCACAAAAGCUUAAUGCAUUUUACCUACCUAGGUACAUAUUCCUUUUAAAAAUUAAUAUUUUAUGGGCAAGAAACUUUUUAAGGAAGCUUUAUGGUCACUAUUAUCGUUGUUAAUGUUGCUGAGCUUUAUAAAAAUGUAUCAAUACCCUAAAUUAUUGGAACAAUAUAAAGAGUAAAUAAAAAAAAAAAAAAUUGUUUUAUAAAUUCAUAUCAUAUUAUAAUGUUAAGCUAGCUUACUGUAAUCUACCUUUAAACUAAUAUUAAAUUAAAGAAAACUAUAUGAGAAGCUAUUAUAUUAUUUGAAAAAAAAAAUCAAUAAUUUAUAUGUAUGAAUCUUUAAAAAAAGCGCUACACAUUUACCUACACUUGAAAUUAUACAAAUUUCCUAUUUAUAUUAAGUAAAAGCUUUAUCGUUUUUUUGAUAAAAGAGUAAUAAAAAAUAUAGAAAUGUAUGUAUUUACAAAUUUACAUUUAAACAUCAUAUUCACACAAUAUAUAAACUUUAACAAUUAAAAACAAUUGUUAAAUGAUAUCUAUAAUUGCAAUAAUAUUAUUAUGAAACCUAUGUACUUAAGAUUAUCAUACAUUGUAACCUAAUUAAUAAUAAUUAUAGGAAGUAUCGCUCUAAAUUAAUGUUAUAUCUUCAAUGUUGUGGCAUUAAAUGCGUGUUGCUUACGCAAAAUAUUGAAAUAAAUAAGCAUUUGUCA